Symbiodinium sp. CCMP2592 is the source of this 164-nucleotide messenger RNA. The record is from the annotation of a GenBank genome assembly. Lineage: Eukaryota; Dinophyceae; Suessiales; Symbiodiniaceae.
GCGACGGUCCAUCUCACAUGCAAUCCUCGUUCCUAUCGUCGUCGGAAUCGGGGACAACAACAGGCGCCGCUGCUGAUGCUGCAUUGAAGGAUGUGUCAAGUUCGCCAUCUGGCUGCCAUUUGUGGCUUUUGCCUAAAGGCGAGAGAGCCAUUGUCAGCAUCUGA